AUGGGGAACACAUUGAACUGUUGUGUGUGCCCCAAGUGGAGGUGGCACCGGAGACGUGUGUGGCCCUGUGAGUCUGAGAUCUGUGAGGUAGCAACUGGGAACACAGCGCCAGUAGCACCAGUGCCUGCUGCUGUAGAGCCUAGCGAAUUUGCUUUUGAAGCUGUUGAGAGCCUCCAUGUACACCACAUCCAUGACAGAGAGAUACCAGAAGAUAGAGCUUUGGAGCCAAACCCUUCUGAUGAUCCAAGGGCAAGCACAAUCUUCCUGCGAAAAUAUCAAACAGAUGUUCAAGAAAAGAGAAAGAGCAGCUGCACAAACCAUGUACCUACUAAGCAUUUUACUAAAAAGUACAGCUCGUGUUCAACCAUAUACCUAGAUGACAGCACAGUCAGCAAGCCUCAUUUUACAACCACAGUAAAAUCUGUGGCCUUAGCAAUAUAUUAUCACAUGAAGAAAAGAGAUGCAGAUAAAUCCCUCGAUAUAUUUGACGAGCAGUUACAUCCACUUACUCAAAAAAAGAUGCCAAAGGAAUACUUUGAGUAUGUUCCUGAACACAAGUUUAUUUACAGAUUUGUCCAUGUUCUUUUUAAAGCCACAAACCUAACAGCUGAAUUUGCAAUAGUAACUUUGAUUUACAUAGAAAGACUCUUAAGUUAUGCUGAGAUAGACCUUUGCCCGACCAACUGGAAGAGGAUUGUCAUAGGAGCCAUUCUUCUCAGCUCCAAAGUUUGGGAAGAUGUGACUAUACGGAAUAGGGAAUACUGCAAGCUCUUUGUGAACACUAGCAUUGAAGACAUAAAUGAGCUUGAAAGACAGUUUUUGCAGCUAAUUGACUAUAACAUCAAAGUUUCUGGAAGUGUUUAUGCCAAGUACUAUUUUCAUCUUCGAUCCUUGGCAAAGGACAAUAGCUUGCAUUUGCCAGUUUAUCUUCUCAACAAAGAAAGAGCACAGAACCUGGAAGCUGUUUCAAGGAUAGAAGACACCAAAAUCUUUUAUAGUGCUACCAUGAGAAGGUCCUUCAGCGCUGAUAAUUUCAUUACUCUUCAGCGCUCUAAAGCCAUUAUCUCUUGA
This is a messenger RNA of Piliocolobus tephrosceles (Ugandan red Colobus), 1071 nucleotides long. Its product is annotated as cyclin-Y-like protein 2. The record is from RefSeq and is a predicted model, not a curated record. Bases 1 to 1071 code for a protein of 356 amino acids. Gene Ontology annotation, biological process: regulation of cyclin-dependent protein serine/threonine kinase activity. Gene Ontology annotation, molecular function: protein kinase binding. Lineage: Eukaryota; Metazoa; Chordata; Mammalia; Primates; Cercopithecidae. The transcript is spliced from 10 exons.